Messenger RNA from Drosophila busckii, 1489 nucleotides. It is a transcript of the gene eIF4EHP, whose product is annotated as eukaryotic translation initiation factor 4E type 2. Gene Ontology annotation, biological process: translational initiation. Gene Ontology annotation, cellular component: eukaryotic translation initiation factor 4F complex. Lineage: Eukaryota; Metazoa; Arthropoda; Insecta; Diptera; Drosophilidae. The transcript has 4 exons. Gene Ontology annotation, molecular function: RNA 7-methylguanosine cap binding; translation initiation factor activity. The record is from RefSeq and is a predicted model, not a curated record. The coding region runs from base 1 to 672 and encodes 223 amino acids.
AUGAGUAUGGAAAAGGUCGCAACCAAACAAUACGAAACGAAAAUCUGGCCAGACAUUGUCGACAGUGACGACAGCGAUGUGGAAAAUGAAAUAGAUGUGGACAAACUGCCGCCACUUGAAGUGGGGCCGACCGAGAAUCGCCUGCAGCACACAUACUGUUUAUGGUUCUCGCGAAAGGGCACACAGCGAGCCGCCACGGAUUAUAGCAAAUCGCUGCACGUGGUCGGGCGCUGUGCCAGCGUGCAGCAGUGGUGGUCACUAUAUUCGCAUCUAAUAAGGCCAACGGCGCUGAAACCCUACCGAGAGCUGAGUCUCUUCAAACAGGGCAUCAAGCCAAUGUGGGAAGAUCCGGCGAAUAGUAAAGGUGGCCAGUGGGUUAUACGCUUGCGUAAAAACAAAAUUGAACGUGCCUGGGAGAAUGUUUGUAUGGCCAUGCUGGGCGAGCAGUUCCUGGUCGGUGACGAAAUAUGCGGUAUAGUGUUACAAACAAAGUAUCCGGAGGAUAGCUUAUCAGUAUGGAAUCGGACUGCCACUGACAUGACCAGUACAACGCGUAUACGUGAUACGUUACGCAGGAUAUUAAAUAUACCUCUGACCACGGCAAUGGAGUAUAAGAUACACUGUGAUAGCCUUAAAUACGUUUCAAUUAAUAAAGGCGCGUUGAAAAGCUGAAAUUCAGCUAAUUACUACAAACACAAAACAAAAACAAUAAUUCAGCAAACAGAUGACUUAGACACUAGCAGUUGGAGCAAGGAUAACGCAGAAUCAACCACAGAACAGACUCAACAGCACAAUUUACACAACGGCAAUAGCAUAAAUAACACUAGGAAGGCAGCCGCUCUUAAUGAUGAUGAUAUUUGAGAAUAUUAACUAUGUACGAACCAUUAAAGACUUUUUAGAAUUACCCAUCCCCCCCAGGCCAAUCGAAACACCAAGCUAACAAUAAAACGAGCAAGCAUACAUACAAUAUAUUUAGGACAAAUCUUUGUAUUUGUAUACAUUUUACAAAGUGUGCUGUAUAUAUAUGAAACGCCAUAAAUAUUUUAGUGUGUAUGUAUAAAGCUUACAUUAGCCAUUCCCAAUUUAAAGUUCAUUACUGCAUAUAAAAUUUUCAAACACAAACUUUUUACAAUCAAAGUUAAAUUUAUAUUCAACGUUGCAACUAUUAUACUAUGUAAUAUAUAUUAAUAACAAUCAGACGCCUUAAAAACUAACUUCCACAGUUGCUGCUCUCCUUCUUUUGAUUAUACAAUUUUAAUCAGCUAACCUGUCAAGUAGUUCACAUUUAAAAAUACACUUAAUAUGUAUAACCAGGAGGCACUUCAACAUCUGCCAGUUAACGCCACCAGUCAGCUAGUGGUUCACUAGUAUUAUCUGUUUGAUAUGAUUAUUUAAGCAUUAUUAUUAUAAAGAGAAAAUGAAUAAUCAAAUUGUUUUUGUUCUGCAAGAAAUACAAGUUUUUACAUGAAAAAAAAGAGAAAUAAGAAAA